This is a messenger RNA of Micromonas pusilla CCMP1545, 714 nucleotides long. RefSeq lists its product as uncharacterized. The record is from RefSeq and is a predicted model, not a curated record. NCBI's taxonomy places the organism in Eukaryota, Viridiplantae, Chlorophyta, Mamiellophyceae, Mamiellales, Mamiellaceae. The annotation marks the transcript as partial. The transcript has a single exon.
GUCCUCGUCGUCGGCGCGACCGGCGCGACCGGCCGCCGCGUCGUCGCGCAGCUCCGCGCGAAGGGCUUCGCCGUUCGCGCGGGGUCGCGAGACGUGAAGAAAGCGUCGUCGCUCGGCCUCGCCGCGUCCGGCGCGGAGCUCGUGCAGCUGGACGUCCUCGACCCGUCCUCGAUCGCCGCCGCGAUGAGCGGCGUCAGCGCGGUCGUGUGCGCGACGGGGUUCACGCCGUCGUUCAAUAUCAAGAGGGACAACCCGGCGAAGGUGGACCACGAGGGCACGGAUAACCUCGUCGCCGCGGCGACGGCGCCGGGAAGCGACGUCAAGAAGUUCGUGCUCGUGACGUCGCUGUUGACGAACGCGAAAGCGGCGGGGCAGAAGGACAACGACAACUACAAGUUUCUGAACGCGCUCGGGGGGGUCCUGGACGAGAAGCUCGCCGCGGAGCUGAACCUUCGCGCGUCCGGGUUGGAUUACACCGUCGUCAGGCCGGGAGGGUUGUCCAACGAGCCGGAGUCGGCGGUGGGGAACGUCAUCGUCCGCGGCGAGGACACGACGUUCGGUUUGGAGAGCGACCCGGGAAGGGAGAUCAGCCGCGACACCGUCGCGGCCGUGUGCGUCCAGGCGCUGCUCAGCGAUAAGGCGUCGAAGCGGGUCGUGGAGAUCGUCGCGUCGCCGGACGCGCCGGCGUCCGCGCCGGAGACGUGGUUCGCAUAA